CCAGCCACCAUGAACCGCCUGCACUUCCCCAAAAGGGCCGCGCUAGGUUCUCCUCCAGGGCCCCUGGCGGGAAGCCCCACACCCCACCCUGGCCUCUGGCUAAAUCCCCAGCCUCCCUUUGCAUUCAGCCAGAAGGGGGGACCAUUUCUUCCAGCAGGAGCAGAAUGUGCGUCCCCCAAAGGUCUCGAUCACCAGCUCCUGAGGACAGGCCGGGGCCAUCACUGCCCACCCGCAGUUCCCAGCCUGCCAGGGCCGCCUCGCCACCCGCGCUCCUGAAUCCGCCACCAACUGUAACAAAAAGGAAAAUGAAACCCACCGUACACCUGGCAGUGCCUGACCCCCUUCCUGGUGGCUCCAUGGUGGGCAAACGAGUGACAUGCCACAGGGGCCUGAAGUCCAGGCCAGGUCCCGCCCCGGCUCACGAACUGCUGGAACAGCAUGGAGACCGGAAGGGCGCGCUGCCAAGCCACGGCCGCCUGUCAUCAUCCGGUCUCUGCCUCCAUGCUGCCCACCGCCCAGAAGAGCAGUCGGAAGCCACUAAGCCCUUCCAAGCCCAGCCUCGCCCCCAGUUCCUACAUCUGAGCCCAGUUAGGGCUUUUCAGUCUUUUGUUGGCAUGGGGGAACCCCGAAGCAUGCCAGGCACCCCAACUUGGAGCACCGAGGCAGAGGCACCUGCCUAUAACACACACACCAGCAACCACAGCAAACCACAAGCAUCGCUGCGGCUUCCUGUCUCCGCUCUGCAACACAGGAUGCCUGCGGCCCCCGGGAUUCAUGGUGUGUUUCCACCAGACCAGACUGGCCCUCAAUUUACUAGACGCGCGCUAGUUCCAAAAAGCAAAGACGAGAAGCAUUUCGCUUCGGAACUUGCGGCCAGUCCAUCACUUCAGGCCUGUGUUCUUCCGAUUCCGGGAGCAUAAAUGUCACCCCCUAAAAGGCUGUAGCAGUCCAGAACAUUCCACCUAUUUGCCAUUCCGCGAGAGACGUCUUUCGCUCUUCUUUCUGAUCUCAACCCAUACAUGACCUGCUGUGAGCCCUUCUCUACUUGCUGGCACUUUCCACGUUUCCUUCAGGGACACAGGGCUCUGUUUACUUAUCACAAGGGACUCCGCAUUCCCCGAAAGCAAGAAGCUUGGCCGGGGACGCCUGGGGGCUCAGCCGGUUAAGCGCCGACUCUCACGGUUUGUGAGUUCUGGGA
Molecule: messenger RNA, 1198 nt
Organism: Hyaena hyaena (striped hyena)
Lineage: Eukaryota; Metazoa; Chordata; Mammalia; Carnivora; Hyaenidae
Exons: 2
Coding region: 165-920 (251 amino acids)
Source: RefSeq, a predicted model, not a curated record